AUGAACCUUGUUGUUGCGCCUGAAGCCGGUCGACAAUCAGUUCUGGGAGCGGAAAUGCCGGCGUCGAGCCUCUUCUCCGACAUGGACCGCGGCAUCGGCGACGAGCGGGCACUGCAGCUGGCCCUCGAGCUCUCCAUGCUGGGCUUCAGCGAGCCCUUGACCGCCGUCUCGGAGCCCGACGCGCCCGCGGACCUCGCGCCCUUCGUGGGCAGCCUGGCCACAGUGGGCCUGGACGAAGUGCGCUCCAAGAAGUCGCAGAACAUGACCGAGUGCGUGCCGGUGCCCAGUUCAGAACAUGUGGCCGAGAUCGUUGGCAGACAAGGUUGCAAGAUCAAGGCUCUCCGGGCUAAAACCAAUACAUACAUAAAGACUCCAGUCCGCGGUGAAGAACCCGUUUUCGUGGUAACCGGGCGGAAAGAAGACGUUGCCAAAGCCAAACGCGAGAUUCUCUCAGCAGCCGAACACUUCUCCCAAAUCCGCGCUUCCCGAAAGAACAACCUGGCCGGUCUCGGGUCGGGCGCGAGCACUCCCCCAGGUCCCCCGGCCAACAUCCCCGGGCACGUGACGAUCCAGGUGCGCGUGCCGUACCGCGUGGUGGGGCUGGUGGUGGGCCCCAAGGGCGCCACCAUCAAGCGCAUCCAGCACCAGACGCACACCUACAUCGUGACGCCCAGCCGCGACAAGGAGCCCGUCUUCGAGGUGACGGGCCUGCCCGAGAGCGUGGAGUCGGCGCGGCGCGAGAUCGAGGCGCACAUCGCCAUGCGCACCGGCAACGGCGCCUCCAUGGGCCUGGGGGGCCUCGACGACGGCGACCUCUUCUCCUCGCUGUACAAGUCCGGCUUGAGCUCCAUCCUCAACUACAUCGAGCCCGAGCAGUUCCCCAUGACCGGCUCCAGCACGUUCUCGUCGUCGGGGUCGUGCUCCAGCAGCUCGUCGAGCAGCGGCGGCCGCGACCUGGGCGCCAUCUGGAGCAGCAGCGAGCGCGACGAGGGCCUGGGGGACUCCCCCAGCUUCGACAGCUCGACGGCGCUGUCGAGCAUCUGGUCGUACCCGCCGGUGGCGCCGUCGCGGCCCUCCAACAGCACCAGCCCGGCGGACUCGCUGCUCGGCUCGGCCAAGUGCCUCGUCUGCGGCGAGGCGAAGGUCACGCACGCGUUGGUGCCCUGCGGACACAACUUCUUCUGCAUGGAGUGCGCGAACCGCGUCUGCGACGGCACGGAGGCCCAGUGCCCCGUCUGCUCCUUGCCCGCCAUCCAGGCCAUCCGCAUCUACUCGCCCAACCCUUAA
Messenger RNA from Tribolium castaneum (red flour beetle), 1287 nucleotides. RefSeq names its product mex-3 protein (gene Mex-3). The transcript is spliced from 2 exons. Gene Ontology annotation, molecular function: RNA binding. NCBI's taxonomy places the organism in Eukaryota, Metazoa, Arthropoda, Insecta, Coleoptera, Tenebrionidae. The record is from RefSeq and is marked provisional. The coding region runs from base 1 to 1287 and encodes 428 amino acids.